AUGCUCUGGCAGAAAGUUUUCGUUCUUUCAGCGUUGGCCAUUGCCGACGCUCACCCCGGCACCCACGGCAUCCGGCUUAACAAACGCGACUCCGGGCUAGAGGUGACCUUGGCACCAUCUGCGUCUGGCACUCCCACCGAAGUCAUCGCAACAAUCAAAAAUAACGGUGCUGAUGAUCUCAACUUGCUCAAAUUUCUCUCAGCUGGAGAGUCUAUCGCCGUUGCCAUCGACGUCGCCAAGGUGCACUAUUUUGAGAAGUCCGGGCGCUUUUCUGUCAUCGCAGAUGGCUUGAUACCGGUUGGACUGGCUUCGUCAACAUCCUUUGAUCAGCCAGCAAUCGCUUUUAAAUCCAACGCCAUCGAUAUCGACGUUGAUGCAGUGGCCGCCAGUGGGCUUAUGGUUGCCCCGGCCCUUGCAGAGCGUACAAACGUACAGGCGGGAUGCAAUGAAACAACUUCUGAUGCCAGCCUCAAGGCCCUGGCGAACUGCCAGGUUCUAGCCCUGGCGGCCGCUGCCGAUGCCGCGGAUCCCUCAUCAAAGAGGUUCGUAGAAUACUUCGGGACCAACUCUUCUGAAACUCGCAACAUCGUCGUCACCAGACUCAGAAAUGUCGCGCAAGAAUGUUCUACCACGAACUCCGGGGGCUCUCGCUAUUUCUGCUACGACUACUACGGCGUCUGCGAAAUAGACGGCCCACUCAACGCGUACACCGCUUGGGACGUCAAUACCAUGGUCAUGUGCCCUCUCUUUUACGGCUUGCCUCCGCUGCCUCAGGGUUGCCAUCGCCAGUGCCAGGCCACGACUACCAUACACGAGACGACUCAUUGCGAAGCUGUAUAUGAGCCUCACACCAAUGAUUACGCAUACGCAUACAACGCAAGUGUUGCACUGCCCCCCGAGCGUGCGCUACAAAACGCUGACAACUACUCCCUCUAUGCCAAUGCUGUCUACAUGAACUGUUAA
Molecule: messenger RNA, 963 nt
Organism: Colletotrichum chrysophilum
Lineage: Eukaryota; Fungi; Ascomycota; Sordariomycetes; Glomerellales; Glomerellaceae
Exons: 3
Coding region: 1-963 (320 amino acids)
Biological process (GO): proteolysis
Molecular function (GO): metalloendopeptidase activity
Source: RefSeq, a predicted model, not a curated record